Diachasmimorpha longicaudata is the source of this 6759-nucleotide messenger RNA. RefSeq names its product 5'-3' exoribonuclease 1 (gene pcm). Gene Ontology annotation, molecular function: 5'-3' exonuclease activity; nucleic acid binding. Lineage: Eukaryota; Metazoa; Arthropoda; Insecta; Hymenoptera; Braconidae. The record is from RefSeq and is a predicted model, not a curated record. The transcript is spliced from 7 exons. Bases 519 to 5465 code for a protein of 1648 amino acids. Gene Ontology annotation, biological process: nuclear-transcribed mRNA catabolic process.
UACUAAUCUCCUGGCCAAGCUCAUGUUGGAUUUUUAAUUAUUUAUUGAAAAAUAAAUGGAAAAAUAGCGAAUCAUUUUUAGUUGAGUACAAACUCGAGAAACAUUGUACAAACAAUAGAAUCAUUUAAUUUUUCGAAGAGAAAUCACUUGGCUUUUUGUUGCUGCCAGACGCCAGGAUCGACGGUGGCGUCUCCUCCAAGACAAAAUGGCCGCUGCGUUCCCUCGUGGCGUCUGCACGAACUUGUUCCCUUUUUACCAAGUAAUGUCCAUGUAUCCGUAUCUUGGUCGCCAUUGUUCAUAGUGCUCCAACAGUCAAACAAAGUGGAAGGGGAACAGAACCGAACUCAAGGAGUGAACAGAUAAGCUCAUAUACCUGUGUUGAAGUGUUUUGUGAUUAAACUCUGAAAAUUUUCUUUUUUAAUAGUUAAAGUGAAAAAUAUAUAUUUUUAUGCCGAUAAACUCAUAAAAAUUGUGAUCAUUUAUUAGUGAUAAAGCCCUAGUUUUAACGAGGGAGAACAAUGGGGGUACCAAAGUUCACGAGAUUUAUUUGUGAGAGGUAUCCCUGCCUCUUGGAGGUGUUGAAUGACUAUCAGAUUCCAGAGUUUGAUAAUUUAUACUUAGAUAUGAAUGGCAUUAUUCAUUGCUGUUCACAUCCUAAUGACGCCGAUGCACACUUUCGUAUAACUGAAGAGACUAUUUUUAAAAAUAUAUUUCUCUACGUGGAGUUACUUUUUCGCACGAUAAAACCACAAAAGUUGUUCUUCAUGGCUGUCGAUGGUGUUGCACCGCGUGCCAAAAUUAAUCAGCAGAGAUGUAGAAGGUUCACGUCUGCCAAAGAGGCCGAAGUUAUUGAGGCUAAGGCACGUGCUAAGGGCGAAACAUUACCAGAGGGUGAGAGAUUUGACUCCAAUUGUAUCACCCCUGGAACGAAGUUCAUGGCCACAUUGAAUGAACAACUGAGGUAUUUUGUUAUUUACAAAAUAUCUACUGACAAACUAUGGCAGAAGUGCAAAAUUGUCUUGAGUGGACCUGAGGUUCCAGGUGAGGGUGAGCAUAAGAUAAUGGACUACAUUCGCUACAUGAAAUCCCAGCCAGAUCACGACCCCAACACCCGUCACUGUCUCUACGGUCUCGACGCAGACCUGAUAAUGCUCUCUCUGUGCACCCACGAGCCUCAUUUUGCAGUCCUCCGGGAGGAAGUGAAAUACGGUAGAAGCAAUCAGAAGGCUGUGGCACCUCUGGAAAAUACAAAAUUCACUCUCCUCCACAUUUCCCUCCUCCGAGAGUACCUGGAGCAUGAGUUCGAGUGCCUCAAGUCCUCCCUUCCGUUUCCCUUUGACAUAGAAAAAAUAAUCGACGACUGGAUACUGAUGGGUUUUCUCGUGGGCAACGAUUUCAUUCCUCACCUCCCCAACCUCCACAUCGUUAAUGGUGCCUUUCCAGCCUUGUACCAGGUGUACAAGGAAACCCUUCCCACCCUGGACGGCUACAUCAACGAAGCUGGAACCCUGAAUCUCCCUAGAUUCGAAAAAUUUAUGGAGAAGCUCUCGAGUCUCGACGUGAAGAAUUUUUGCGAGCAUCAAGCGGACCUCAAGUUCUUCGAGGCUAAAACAGGUCGUCGUCCUUCCGAUAAUGACCAACCCACUCCCAGCAAAGACAUCCCCGAUGACAAUCCCCCGAAGAAGUCCUUCCAAAAGGACCUGGAGAGUCUGAUUCAAUCCACUGAGGACAUGCUCCUAGGCCACUCCGACGAAGAAGACGAUUUUAUCGACACCGACGACUCUGAUAAUGACACGUACGCACUGGAAUUUCGCCAGCACAAGCACGACUACUACGUCAAUAAAUUGGAUAUUGAUAAAGUUGAUGAUGAUGUGAUGAGACAGCAGGCUGAGGCGUACGUCACAGCAAUUCAGUGGAUUCUUCACUACUAUUACGACGGCUGUUGUAGCUGGUCGUGGUACUAUCCCCAUCACUACGCCCCUUUCAUGUCAGACAUAAAAGAUUUCAAGGAUUUGAAAUUUAAUUUUGAAUUGGCAACACCAUUUCUCCCUUUUCAACAGCUGUUGGCUGUGUUACCAGCUGCCAGCAGAAAACUCCUCCCCGAGCCUUAUCAGGAUCUCCUGACUGAGGAGGGAUCACCCAUCAUCGAGUAUUACCCGGGAGACUUCAAAACUGAUCUCAAUGGGAAGAAACAGGAGUGGGAAGCUGUUGUACUGAUACCAUUCAUCGAUGAGAAAAGCCUUUUGAAGGCUAUGGAGCCCGGCAAUGCUAAACUGACAGCUGUUGAACAGAAAAGAAAUCGUCAUGGGCCCAUGAGCAUCGUCACGUACACAGAGGAGAAUCUGGGGGUGAUAACAGCACCAGCUUACUUUCCCACGAUUGAGAAUCAUGCCAGGAUCAGUCUGGUGUAUCCCAGGGAGAUAGAUGUACCCAGGGAGAAGCUCAAGAAGGGACUCCUCAAUGGGGCCAAGUUGAGUGUUUAUUUUCCAGGAUUUCCUACGUUACAGCACAUCUCGCAUCAGGUGGAACUUGACAAGUGCAGUGUCAAGGUGUUCGAACAGGCGUCGAGGAAUGAAAACAUGAUGAUUACGAUUCUACCUAAGGAGGCUCCUGGAAUUAAUGAACUUGCGAGCGACCUCCUGGGGAAAACGGUGUUCAUCAAGUGGCCAUAUUUGCUACAGGGUUAUGUCGUUGAAGUGUCGAAUUUAUCCAGACAGUUGUUCUUGAUUGAUCCUAACAAGGGGUACAGUCCUGAUAAUGUCAAAAUGGUGGAUUUCCAGAAGUGGGGGGAGACCCAGUGGAAGGCCGAGGCACGUUCUGUCUCCAACAAUUACAAAACUAGAUAUGGAAUAAUAGUUGGAGAUAUCGAGGCUCUUGUACGCGUGCGAACACUCAUCGGCUGGAGGUACACUAUGACAUCCCAGAAUCGAAUGUCUCUGGAGCGAGAAUGGUCUAGCACAUCCCUGUACUUUCCUUAUCACACAAUCGUUCGUGAUAUCGAGGUGGAGACCGCCAAGAACACAUCCCAUAAAAAUAUUUCUGACAUAUACACUCCUAAGAGUGUCUGCUUCAUGCUGGGACAUCCUCACUACGGGGCUAUGGGGGAAGUUGUGGAGCCAGGGGUCAAUCACAAGACUGGAAGGGUCAAAGUCGCCAUGAAUAUCACAUCUGAACCGGAAUUUUCAGCUCUUCAACGACAGCAGGAGCAGAUAAAGAUGCAGUACAUGGCUGGCUCAAUUGCUGCACAGAGGCUGGGCAUCAGUAGCCACUUGUUGAGUAGAAUCACAGGUUCAAUUUUUGUUCAGCCAAAUUCCUCGGAUAAUAAGAAGAAACAGCAUAAUGUUGGAUUGAACCUGAAAUUCAAUAAGAGAAAUGAGGAACUUCCUGGUUACACGAAAAAAAUGAAUGGCCAGUGGAUGUACAGUUCAAAAUCAGUGGGCCUCAUACGAACAUACAUGCAGCAUUACCCGCAGCUCUUCGAGAAGCUCGUGGAGAACGUCGGAAAAGACAUCUUCAGUGAAGACGAUUUAUUCUCAUCAGAUGAUAAUGAAUUAAUGGACGUAGUGAAGUGGCUGAAGGAGCAGCCCUUCAGGUCAGUUGAGAGUCGUAGUUUUGAUUACCAGGGACUGGAUCCUGAGAUUAUUACUCAAUUGCAGACAUACGUGGAUAAAUUUGUUGAGAAGAAUGAGAAUAGUGCAAAAACGGUUAUCAUGCAAGUUAAGCCACAUUUGUUAUUUAAACCCGGUAUCAACAAUGGAAAUGUACCACCCGAUACACAAGCUAAACAUCGAGUAUUUGAUAGAAUAAUAUCGGUUAAGGAGAACUCGAGUGUUCCGCUUGGUUACAAGGGGACUAUUAUCAAUAUUCAGAAAGCUGAAGAGAGCAGUGAUAUUGUUUAUGAUAUUUUGUUUGAUAAAUAUUUUAUCGGUGGAAUAUCUUUCAAUGGUGGUGCCAAUUCUCGUAGAUUUAGACUUUAUGAUGCUGAGUUUAUCAAUAUCAGUCAUGGAAUGAGAACUGAACAGGAUAUUGCUGGAAUUGUUAAUACGCCUGAUAAAACAGUGAAGAAGAAACAGAGUGGAGUUGAUGGAGCACAAAACAGUGCUUUUGCCUCGUUCAAUUCCCAGGGAAAGUUUUAUACUGUUACGGGAAAGGAAAAGAAGCAGAAUCAGAGUCAGGGGACUGGACAGGUCAAGGUUAUGAAGAAGAAUCAGGCGCAGGGGGCCACGAAGGAGGCGGCAAGGGCUGACAGGAAAGAUGGGAAGGGACAGGCCGCGAAGAAACCUGAGGCUCCUGCGGUGGUUGCAGAGAGCAGGAAGAACGAGCCCAAUACUGAGUUCCAGCAGCUGUGGAAUGAACUGCAGAAAACUACGACUCCCAGCAAUCCGAAGCCUGUGAUACCACCAUUCGCACAGAUGAGACUACCUCAGGUACCGUUGUCACAGCCACCAUUGCCCUCUGCUGUGCCAGACGCACCACAAGACCCAAGCGCCUUCUUGAAGGCUAUCCUGGGGAUAUCAGACGACAAGGCCAGUGAUCAAUCAAAGCCACCAGCAAUCAACCGAGUACCUUUCACAUUCCCACCAACACCACCAGCUCCAACAUCUAAUGUCCCAACGUCGAAUGCCCCAACUCUGGUGCAACAGAUGUUCGAUCGUGCGAGACAAGCAGGUAAUGAAAAUGUCUCUUACUGCGCUCGUCUGUUGAAUCACUUCCAGUUGAUGGGCAUUGGAAUGCCGAGAUAUUUCUACAGUACCCAGAAGAACCUUCUCCACGCCCAGAUUAUCCUCCCAGAUCUGCGAACAUUCUACGGUGAUUUGUGUACGACAUAUGAAUUGGCAGCUGAGAGUGCAGCAAAAAAAGUCUACACUGAAUUAAACCUUGACAAUGCACCAAAGCCACGUCCUUACUUCGAUCUACAGCCCCUAAAUGCCUGUUUGAAUGUCCAGCCACCAGUGAAUGUGCAACCACCAGUGAUGAUGUCUCCCCGAUCAUUUCCUGAGGCACAAAAACCACCAGUUAGACCUCCAGCGAACUGGAAUGUCAGAAUGCCCCAGCAGGGCUUGUGCUUCAAUCAGAUGGCUCCACCCAUGAUGGGCCCUUCAAUUCCACCAUUAAUGUCAUCAGGAACCUCGCAGGUUGAGGUUAAACCUGACGUAAAGCAGAGUGCACCAUUUGUACCACUUCAAGCACAGAAACGGAAACGUACACGUCAUCCUAAGAAUAAAUCCCAGGAAACACCUCAGUGUAGCAAGGAGUCGAUCCCUCUCAAGCCACAGAAUACAAAACCCAAAGAGAACUCUCCAAAGAUAUCAAAGGAUGAGAAAGCUACGAAGGAGAAUGAACAGGGAAAAGGGGGAAAGGAUAAUACAACAAUUGCACAAAAGAGCCACAAGAAUCCUAGACCGAGGAGAUCCAGAAUUGCUGCGAAUUUUGGAUCUUCGGCGGCCAAUGGUGGUGAUAAAUAAAUCAAUCGAGUUUUGGAUUAUUAUUUUUUAGAAAAUGGGUGAUCAAUGACUUUCCGGAGGUCUCAGGGGUGGAUAGAAUGGUGAAGUGACUUUGAGAUAUUUUUUUUUUGAGAUAAUGAUGGAUUGAUAGUUUUUUGGUAAUUUUUUAUAAAAAGCAAAAUCACCGGCUGUGAAGAUAAUUCUGGGAUUCAAUUUGGAGGUCAGAUGUUUGUGAUUGAAGAGAAUGAUUGUAGACAAUUUUCAGUAGAAUUGGACUUUACCUGUGGUUUUUUAAAAAAUGUUCUACAGCAGAAAACUGAAAUUCAGUUUCACAGAAAUUUCAGUUCCUCAAAAAUUGUUAUCUUCAUGACUGGUGAUGCGACUUUUUUGUUAAAAGAAUUUACACAGGUUUUUCAUGAAAUACUCAUUGUUAAGAUAAUUUUCAUAUUUAUCCAAAGGGGAAAAUUUUGAAACAGACAAAUAUCUGCAAAAUUUGAUAUCCAUCCUAAUAAUUUUGAAAUUAUCUUAUAGAAGACUUUAGAGGGAAAUUUUGAAGACAGUUUUAUAGAGGAAUAAUCUCCUAAGUACAGUUUAACUACUAUUUAUCAUGUUCUUCUACAAUUAGUAGUGAAAAAAAUGUUUCUGAUAAUCUUGAGAUAGAAAAAAUUAUUUCACCACUUCACUGUUACAUGACAUCCCGAAAUCUCAUGAAACAAACCAGUGUAUCAUUAUUUUUUCUUACAAAUCAUAAAUGAGAGAUUUUUUUGUUCUAAACGUCAGAAUGGGUUUUCAAUUGUGAAGAGUUUGAUAGAAUUUCUUGUUCCAGUCAGCUUUCACUCAAUUGACCUCAUUCAAUCGUAUAUUUUACUGAUAUUUUGAUUUUCACCACUUUACGAAUGUAAACGCGACGUUUAGUAUUAUGGAUUUUUGAUAUUAUUAUUAAAAACAUGUAAAUUACAUUUUUUUAUUUAUUCAUACAUCUUCUAGUUUUUGUGUCAAAUCAAAGCUCCAGUGUAUGUGGUAAAAGUGAUAAAUUUUUUUUUUCUCUCAAGAUUCUUUUGUAUUUUCUUAUAAAAAAAAUGGAAGCUGUGUUUUAAUUGAAAAUUACAAUCAUGUGCAUAUGAUAUUGACGAAUGUAAAUUUUCUAAACUUCAUGUGCUGCCAGUACUGAUAAGAUAUCAGAGUAUCAUUUAAAAAAAUGUUCACCUUGAUUUACUGAACUUUGAAAUGAAAUUAAAAGGAAAAUAGAUCCAUAUGCUUUCUCAUUUUAUUUUGUAGAAUCAGUGGAAUAUAAAUAAAUAAUCACAAAGUACAA